Oryza brachyantha (malo sina) is the source of this 1536-nucleotide messenger RNA. The record is from the annotation of a RefSeq genome assembly. Lineage: Eukaryota; Viridiplantae; Streptophyta; Magnoliopsida; Poales; Poaceae.
AUGGAAAAAUUCGAGGGGUAUUCAGAAAAACUUCAAUUUCCUAGACAAUAUUUCAUCUACCCACUACUCUUUCAGGAGUACAUUUAUGUGUUUGCCCAUGAUUAUGGAUUAAAUGGUUCCGAACUUGUCGAAAUUUUUGGUUCUAAUAACAAGAAAUUUAGUUCACUACUUGUGAAACGGUUAAUGAUUCGAAUGUAUCAGCAGAAAUUUUGGAUUAAUUUGGUUAAUUAUCCUAACCAAGAUCGAUUAUUGGAUUACAACAAUUAUUUUUAUUCUGAGUUUUAUUCUCAGAUUCUAUCUGAGGGGUUUGCGAUCGUUGUAGAAAUCCCACUCUCGCUACGAGAACUGUCUUGUCCGGAAGAAAAAGAAAUACCAAAGUUUCAGAAUUUACGAUCUAUUCAUUCAAUAUUUCCUUUUUUAGAAGACAAAUUUUUGCAUUUACACUAUCUAUCACAUAUAGAAAUACCUUAUCCUAUCCAUUUGGAUAUCUUGCUUCAACUCCUUCAAUACCGGAUCCAAGAUGUUCCAUCUUUGCAUUUAUUGCGAUUCUUUCUCAACUACUAUUCGAAUUGGAAUAGUUUUAUUACUUCAAUGAAAUCCAUUUUUCUUUUGAAAAAAGGAAAUAAAAGACUAUUUCGAUUCCUAUAUAACUCUUAUGUAUCAGAAUAUGAAUUUUUCUUGUUGUUUCUUCGUAAACAAUCUUCUUACUUACGAUUAACUUCUUCCGGAACCUUUCUGGAACGAAUCCACUUUUCUAGGAAGAUGGAACAUUUUGGGGUAAUGUACCCUGCUUUUUUUCGGAAAACCGUAUGGUUCUUUAUGGAUCCUCUUAUGCAUUAUGUUCGAUAUCAAGGAAAGGCAAUUCUUGCAUCAAAAGGAACUCCUCUUUUGAAGAAGAAAUGGAAAUGUUACCUUGUCCGUUUGUGGCAAUAUUCUUUCUCUUUUUGGACUCAAUCGCGAAGGAUCUAUCUAAACCAACUAGCAAACUCUUGCUUCGAUUUUCUGGGGUACUUUUCAAGUGUACCAAUAAAUUCUUUGUUAGUAAGGAAUCAAAUGCUGGAGAAUUCAUUUCUAAUAGAUACUCGAAUGAAAAAAUUCGAUACCAAAGUCCCCGCUACUCCCCUCAUUGGAUCUUUAGCAAAAGCCCAAUUUUGUACUGGAUCGGGGCAUCCUAUUAGUAAACCAAUUUGGACCGAUUUAUCAGAUUGGGAUAUUCUUGAUCGGUUUGGUCGGAUAUGUAGAAAUCUUUUUCAUUAUCACAGCGGAUCUUCAAAAAAGAAGACUUUGUAUCGACUAAAGUAUAUACUUCGACUUUCAUGCGCUAGAACUUUAGCUCGUAAACAUAAAAGCACGAUACGAGCUUUUAUGCAAUGGUUGGGUUCGGUAUUUUUAGAAGAAUUUUUUACGGAAGAAGAGCAAGUUUUUUCUUUGAUGUUCGCCAAAACAACUUACUUUUCUUUCCGUGGAUCGCACAGUGAGCGUAUUUGGUAUUUGGAUAUUCUCCGUAUCAAUGAUCUGGUGAAUCCUCUUAAUUAA